AUGGAGCCAAGCGACUACCCGGUUGGGCCAGUGGUUGCCACUGUCUACGCGCGGGAUCGGAGCCUGUCACGGGACCUGCCGCCGGGCAAGAUCGGGUCCGGGUCCUUUGGGGACAUCUACAUUGGCACCAAUGUGCAGACCAGCGAGGAGGUGGCCAUAAAGCUGGAGUCCAUCAAGUCCAAGCACCCCCAGCUGCUCUACGAGUCGAAGCUGUACAAGAUCUUGGCAGGAGGGGUCGGAGUGCCCAAUGUGCACUGGUACGGGGUGGAAGGGGACUACAACGUCAUGGUCAUCGACCUUUUGGGGCCGUCCCUGGAGGACUUGUUUAGCUUCUGCAACCGGAAAUUCAGUCUGAAGACCACAUUGAUGCUGGCCGACCAGAUGAUCAACAGGGUGGAGUACAUGCACGCGAAGAACUUCAUCCACCGAGACAUCAAGCCCGACAACUUCCUCAUCGGGCUUGGCAAGAAGGCCAACCAGGUCCACAUCAUCGACUUUGGCUUGGCCAAGAAGUACAGGGACCCGAAGACGCAGCAGCACAUCCCCUACAGAGAGAACAAGGCCCUCACGGGCACGGCGAGGUAUGCCAGCGUGAACACGCACCUGGGCAUCGAGCAGAGCCGGCGCGACGACUUGGAAGCGGUUGGCUACGUGCUCAUGUACUUCAACCGCGGCAGCUUGCCUUGGCAAGGUCUGAAGGCGAACUCCAAAAAGGAGAAGUACGAGAAGAUCAUGGAGAAGAAGAUGUCCACGCCCAUCGAGGUGCUGUGCAAGCACUUCCCCUGUGAAUUCGCCACGUACCUGAACUACUGCCGGAGCCUGCGCUUCGAAGACCGCCCUGACUACGCCUACUUGCGGCGAUUGCUGAAGGACCUCUUUUUCAGAGAGGGCUACCAGUACGACUUCGUGUUUGAUUGGACCAUCCUGCUGCUCGGCGAGCGACAGUUGAACGGCUGA
Effrenium voratum is the source of this 957-nucleotide messenger RNA. The record is from the annotation of a GenBank genome assembly. NCBI's taxonomy places the organism in Eukaryota, Dinophyceae, Suessiales, Symbiodiniaceae.